Colletotrichum graminicola M1.001 is the source of this 906-nucleotide messenger RNA. Its product is annotated as urease. Gene Ontology annotation, molecular function: nickel cation binding. Bases 1 to 906 code for a protein of 301 amino acids. NCBI's taxonomy places the organism in Eukaryota, Fungi, Ascomycota, Sordariomycetes, Glomerellales, Glomerellaceae. The transcript is spliced from 2 exons. The record is from RefSeq and is a predicted model, not a curated record.
AUGGACUCAAAUGCCAGGGACGGAUCCGUUGAUGACGCCGAGAAGGAGGUCUUGGAGUUGGAGGCGCGCCUCGAGGCUGCCAGGGGGAAACUGAAGAGUCUCAAAGGGGAAGCCCUAGAGUCUUGCGAAUCGUUGUCAUUUCGAGGCCUCCCGAAGCCUUCAUUGUCGCUGACUCUAUCGAAUCACUACCUUCUCUUACUGUCAGACUCGGCCCUGCCUCUGGGAUCGUUCGCCUUCAGCAGCGGUCUCGAAUCGUAUCUGGCGCACACCAGGGGCCGCUCGUCCUUUAACGUCUUCCUCCCUGAGUCCAUUUCGGCCUACGCCUCGACGACCCUGCCGUUCGUCGUCGCGGCGCACCGCGACCCAAACGCUCUCGCCGAACUGGACGACCACCUCGAUGCGGCCAUCAUCUGCACCGUCGGCCGCCGCGCCUCGAUAGCCCAAGGCCGUGCCCUCCUCUCCAUCUGGGAGCGCUCCUUCGCGACGUCCCUCCCGGCCCAUGUCGUCGCGACCUUGCAGCCGUACGUGGCGAUGCUGAAGGCCGCCACCUCGUCCCGGGUCUCUUCGACCGCGGACGACUCGGCGGAGCCGCCUUUGGUGUUUGCUCACUUGGCUCCCCUCUUUGGCGCCGUCUCGAACCUGGUGGGGCUCAGCUUGCAGCAGACGGCCUACAUCUUUAUGAUGGGGCACGUCAAGGCACUCAUCUCAGCGGCCGUAAGAGCCAGCAUGUUCGGACCGUACCAAGCGCAAAAGGUGCUCGCGAGCACCCAGGUUCAGCAACUCAUCACGGCGGCCAUCGACAGGGAGUGGGACACGCCCAUUGAGAGGGCCGGGCAGACCAUGCCCGUCAUGGAUCUCUGGAUCGGCAGACACGAGGUCCUGUAUUCACGGAUAUUCAACAGCUGA